Molecule: messenger RNA, 786 nt
Organism: Macadamia integrifolia
Lineage: Eukaryota; Viridiplantae; Streptophyta; Magnoliopsida; Proteales; Proteaceae
Exons: 1
Coding region: 1-786 (261 amino acids)
Source: RefSeq, a predicted model, not a curated record
AUGUUUAUCCUGCACUCCACCAAUGGCACACUUGUUCUACUUCUCUAUGUCGAUGACAUAAUACUCACCGGCAAUAAUGAUGACCUUGUCACUCGAUUCAUUAGUCGUCUGGGGCAGGAAUUUUCUAUGACUGAUCUUGGAGAAAUACAUUAUUUUUUGGGUAUUGAAGCUACUCGGACCGACAAAGGACUUUUCUUAUCUCAAAGUAAAUACACUAUUGAUUUGCUCCACUACAUAGGGAUGGUUGGCUGUAAACCUUGUGUCACCCCUGUCCCUAGUGGCUCCAAGCUUUCAGCCUGUGAAGGAACUCCUUUACUUGAUUCCAAAGAAUACAAACAAAUUGUGGGUACGCUUCAAUACCUCACAUUGACUCGGCCAGAUGUAUCGUAUGUAGUUAAGCACAUGCAUGCACCAACAACAUCUCACCUUGAGGCAGUAAAGCGAAUCUUACGCUAUCUAAAACAUAUAAUUGGUGCAGUUACACUUCUUCAAGCUGGUCCACUUGAUCUUACUGUAGCAUACACAGAUGUAGAUUGGGCUGGGUGCCCAGACACACAACGCUCUACAACUGGUUUCUGCACUUUUAUGGGACCCAAUCUCAUAUCUUGGGGCUCUAAGAAACAGCCCAUUGUUUCUCGAUCCAGCUCUGAAGCUAAAUACAAGGCUUUGGCUGUAACCGUCUCUGAGAUGAUGUGGCUAUCUUAUAUACUAAAUGAUCUACACAUUGCAUCCCCUCAACCAAUGGUGGUCUACUGUGACAACAUCUCUGCCACAUGCAUGGUGUAA